CGGGAGCGCACGGCGGGGCGCGGCGAACUCAGGGGCGCGGCGCAGGAGGGACGCGGUUGGCGCUCAUGGCGUUCGCGCUGCUGCGCCCCGUCGGCGCGCACGUGCUGUACCCUGACGUGAGGCUGCUGAGCGAAGACGAGGAGAACCGCAGCGAGAGCGACGGGUCUGAUCAGUCGUUCGGUUGCUGCGAGGGCCUGGAGGCGGCGCGGCGCGGCCCGGGCCCCGGGGGUGGGCGGCGGGCAAGCGGCGGCGCGGGCCCGGUGGUGGUGGUGCGGCAGCGGCAGGCGGCCAACGCGCGCGAGCGGGACCGCACGCAGAGCGUGAACACCGCCUUCACGGCGCUGCGCACCCUCAUCCCCACGGAGCCGGUGGACCGCAAGCUGUCCAAAAUCGAGACGCUGCGCCUGGCGUCCAGCUACAUCGCGCACCUGGCCAACGUGCUGCUGCUGGGCGACGCGGCCGACGACGGACAGCCCUGCUUCCGUGCUGCCAAAAGCACUGUCGCCGCCGCCACCGACGGCAGCCGCCAGCCGCGCUCCAUCUGCACGUUCUGCCUCAGCAACCAGCGCAAGGGGAGUGGCCGCCGUGACAUGGGGGGCAGCUGUUUGAAGGUGAGGGGUGUGGCCCCACUUCGAGUGCCACGGAGAUGAGCCAGAGACCCUG
Messenger RNA from Elephantulus edwardii (Cape elephant shrew), 663 nucleotides. It is a transcript of the gene TCF15, whose product is annotated as transcription factor 15 (basic helix-loop-helix). Lineage: Eukaryota; Metazoa; Chordata; Mammalia; Macroscelidea; Macroscelididae. The coding region runs from base 66 to 650 and encodes 194 amino acids. The transcript is spliced from 2 exons. The record is from RefSeq and is a predicted model, not a curated record. Gene Ontology annotation, biological process: developmental process; regulation of transcription by RNA polymerase II. Gene Ontology annotation, molecular function: protein dimerization activity; DNA-binding transcription factor activity, RNA polymerase II-specific; RNA polymerase II transcription regulatory region sequence-specific DNA binding.